Molecule: messenger RNA, 1899 nt
Organism: Recurvomyces mirabilis
Lineage: Eukaryota; Fungi; Ascomycota; Dothideomycetes; Mycosphaerellales; Teratosphaeriaceae
Exons: 5
Coding region: 1-1899 (632 amino acids)
Source: RefSeq, a predicted model, not a curated record
AUGCUAUCUUCUCUCCUCACCGUGGCCGCUUUGGCCGUCUCAGCCUCUGCCAGCUGGGAAGGCAAUCUCAACUACCGCAGUCCAUCCCUCCACCACAACGCCCUCGGUCUCGAUGUCCCGAAGAUCCACAAGCGAACGUCCCUCGAGGCCCGCCAAGCUGUCAACUUCACGGACAGCCAGCUCAACUUCACUCAUGGAGUAGCUUCAGGCGACCCGUACUCCUACUCUGUGAUACUAUGGACCCGUCUCGCCCCAAGCCUCGCCAGCGACCGCUCGAAUGUCACAGUCAGCGGUUACGUCCCAUUGUACAGCCACGAGACGGAAGAGUACAUUCGUGCCUCCAAGCACCGGGUCUGCCUUAACUGGGCCAUUGCGAGCGACAAGAAUGUCACCAAGAUCGUGAGCAAGGGCACGGCAUAUACAACCUCGGACAUCGACUUCACGGUCAAGGUCGAAGCGGGCGGUCUUCGCCCAUUGACUACAUACUACUACCAGUUCACGCAAUGCGGAACGUCCAAUAAGUCUCCCAUCGGCCGCACGAAGAGUGCACCACACCCAGAUGAUGAUGUAUCCAAGAUCGGACUCGCCGUGUACUCUUGCUCCAACUACCCGAACGGCUACUUCAAUGCGUAUGGCAACCCUGCCCGCAAGGACAGUGUAGACUUUGUUCUCCAUCUUGGUGAUUACAUCUACGAGUCUUCGACCGGCGUGCUCGGCCGGGACCCCAGAGCUACCAAUCCCAGCCGUGCUCUCACGACGCUUUAUGACUACCGCACUCGUAUCGCCCAGUACCGAACAGAUCUCGACCUGCUUCUCUCCCACCAACAGUUCGCUUGGAUCCCUGUCUGGGAUGACCAUGAGCAAGCCAACAAUGGCUACAGAGAUGGCUUUAGCGCCAUGAACAACACUGAAGACUCCUUCCUGCACUUCGGUGGCGUUUCCGUUGAUCAGAGGAAGAUGAACGCUGUCCGAGCUUACUUCGAAUGGAUGCCUCUGCGACAAGUCUCCAUGGACGACAACCUCCGAAUCUGGAGGGACUUCAAGAUGGGCAAGCUGUUCGACCUGAUCAUGCUCGAUACUCGCAACUACGACCGCUCAAUCACUGACCUCACCUGGAACACCGACUACCUCUACGAAAUCCGCAACGACGCCAGCCGCUCGCUCAUGGGCUCUCAGCAAGAGAAUUGGUUCUAUCGUCAACUGAUCGACUCCCAAGACCGCGGCGCCGCCUGGCGUAUCAUCGGCAACCAGAUCGUCUUCUCCCGCGUCAACAUCUCGUCCUGGUUCGGCACCUUUGAGAACCCAUACAACGAAGACCAGUGGGAUGGCUACCAAGCCAAUCGAAACCGCACUUUCCACGCCAUGUACGAGCAUGGCAUCAACAACAAUGUCAUGUUGGCUGGUGACUCCCAUGCCAACUGGGUCAGCGAUUUGGUAUGGCUUGAGGAGCACAAAUACAACCCCAAGACCGGCGAAGGCGCAGUAGGUGUCGAAUUCGCCGGCACGGCUGUCACCUCCUCGGGCUUCGGUGGCACUAUCAAGAGCGCCAACAACCAGUCCUCCCUGCUGGUCCGUGACAAUUCGGAGCUCCAGUGGAAUGAGGGAUACUACCGUGGUUACUUCGAGCUGCAAAUCACCAAGAACCGGGUGGACGCAGAGUACUUCGGUCUCCCGACCGUCGCCACCCGCAAUCCUCUUGAGAUCAGUCUGGCGAACUUUAGUGUUGCGGCUGGCGCUAACAAGCUCACGCGACCUGUCGCUGGGAACACAGUGGAAUCGGGUUUCUUGCAGAAUGGACAGGUCAAGAUGACGAAUCUGACUCAUAAUACUGCGAAUAACACUUGGGCGGUUAGGAAUGACUUCAAUCAGAUGUUCAUCUCCUAUCCCAAGAGCACUUAG